AUGACAUCUACGUCGGAUGCGUCGCCCAUCGGACUCGAGGAUAUUAAGAAAAAAUUGUUCCACGCUGCCAUGAAAGCUGAUUGGGAUGGAGUCAUAGAAAUGUACGAGAACCAUCCCGAGACUCACACGGCCAAAAUAACAAGAUCAGGGGAUACAGCAUUGCAUAUUGCCAUCUCAGACGGGCAAGAGCGCGCAGUCGAACGACUGAUACAAUUGAUGGUUGCAAGGUCGGAGAUAAAAGUAAUGGAGGCCCUUAUGGCAGAGAAUGAGCGAGGGAACACACCUCUCCAUUUAGCAGCAUCACUGGGAAACGUUCGGAUGUGCCAUUUCAUUGCUAGCAGAGAGACCAAACUCAUGGGCCGUCGAAACCAUGAUAGCGAGACUCCAUUCUUCUUAGCUGCUCUUCACGGCAGGAAAGAUGCUUUCCUCUGUCUGCAUUCCCUUUGCGGAAGCGAUCAAGGCUAUUCCUUCUGCAGAAGGAAUGAUGGCGAGACCAUUCUUCACUGUGCCAUAGCAGGAGAGUAUUUUGAGUUGGCCUUCCAGAUAAUUCAUCUAUAUGAGGAUCUUGUUAGCUGCGUCAACGAACAAGGCUUAUCUCCACUCCACCUUCUAGCCACUAAGCCUUCAGCCUUCAAAACUGGAAGCCGUAUCAGAGGAUAUUACAAAAUUAUUUAUCAUUUCAUAAUCAUCGAUAAGCUGGAGCCUCGGACUCAUUAUCGUCAACCACUGUUUCGAGAGCUCAAAUACAGCGAGAAUGCCAAAUAUCCAGAAAAUUAUCAAAGCUGUGCCAACUUUGGCUGGCUAAUUGGGAGAGCUUUUCGGUUACUUGUACUAGGUAGGGGAAAGAAUGAUGGCGGCCAACAAGCAGAUGCUGAGGACCCCGAUGGGAAGCACAGCGAACAAAAAGCAUUGCAUCAAAGGCAAAGAGCUGAAGGGCGUCCUGCUUUUCCGGCCAUUUAUGUUACUUGCUUUGAUGCAAUUAAGUUCAUGUCCAAGGCAAUGCUAAUUAUCUUCGGCUUAGGUUCAAUGGAGAUAGUUAAGCUGCAGAAUAGAAAACAGAAGCACGUAUGGUCGGUCCAGGUCUUAGAUGAACUUCUUAAGCGCACUUCUAGACAUGAAUAUGAAGAUAAUGGACAGAAUCCACCAGAUGCACCAUUACUCAAAGACGACGGAACAAAGCCUUAUUCAUUAAUGGAUGGGGGUGGCGUUGCCUUCUCUGCUUCGCUAAUUCCGCCGCCACCCGCAGAAGGAGGGAAUGGGCAAGACACUGAAACGGGGAAGAGGGAGACACCUAUACUGAUUGCUGCAAAGAAUGGUGUGGUUGAGAUGGUGUACAAAAUUCUUCAACUUUUUCCUGUGGCACUUCACGACAUGAAUUCCGAUAAGAAGAAUGUAGUUCUGUUAGCGGUUGAGAACAGACAGCCCUAUGUUUACCGGCUUUUACUCGACAUGAAAAUAAUGAGAGACUCCAUAUUCCGAAAAGUUGACAAGGAUGGCAAUAGUGCAUUACAUCUUGCAGCAAGGCUAGGAGAAUAUCGACCUUGGCUCAUCCCAGGUGCUGCGUUGCAAAUGCAAUGGGAGAUCAAGUGGUACGAGUAUGUCAAGAAGUCCAUGCCUCAGCACUUCUUUGCACGCGUUAACAAGGAAGGAAGGAUCCCCAAGGACGUGUUCACUGAAACUCACCAGGAGCUCGUGAAGAGCGGGGGACAGUGGCUGACCAACACCUCCCAAUCAUGCUCCGUCGUGGCAGCACUCAUAGCCACGGUUGCCUUUGCAACAUCAACCACCGUUCCAGGCGGUGUCAAGCAAGACAUCGGUACGCCAACGCUGGAGAACGAGCCGGCAUUUGACUGCUUCGCCAUUUCAUCCCUCGUUGCACUUUGCUUUUCGGUCACCUCCUUAGUCAUGUUUCUAGCCAUUCUCACGUCCAGGUACCAAGAACAAGAUUUUGCCACCAGCUUGCCCAGUAAGCUUCUGUUGGGCUUAACUUCGCUGUUUGUAUCCAUAGCUUCCAUUCUCAUCUCAUUCUGCUCCGGCCACUUUUUUGUGCUCAAAGAUAAGCUCAAGUUCGCGGCCUUCCCCGUUUAUGCAGUGACGUGCUUGCCCGUCACCUUGUUUGCUAUAGCCCAAUUCCCUUUGUACUUUGACCUUAUUUGGGCUACCAUUCAUAAAGUUCCCCAGCGUAGCUACAAAGCCAUUCCUUUGUGACACAGAUUGAUGUAUCUUCAACCCAAGCAUCUUUAUGUUUAGUCCGCCAGUUCCACUCUUUCCCUUGUUUGGA
Molecule: messenger RNA, 2281 nt
Organism: Coffea eugenioides
Lineage: Eukaryota; Viridiplantae; Streptophyta; Magnoliopsida; Gentianales; Rubiaceae
Exons: 8
Coding region: 1-2208 (735 amino acids)
Molecular function (GO): protein binding
Source: RefSeq, a predicted model, not a curated record